This is a messenger RNA of Cladophialophora yegresii CBS 114405, 381 nucleotides long. RefSeq names its product ubiquinol-cytochrome c reductase subunit 7. The transcript is spliced from 4 exons. NCBI's taxonomy places the organism in Eukaryota, Fungi, Ascomycota, Eurotiomycetes, Chaetothyriales, Herpotrichiellaceae. The coding region runs from base 1 to 381 and encodes 126 amino acids. The record is from RefSeq and is a predicted model, not a curated record. Gene Ontology annotation, biological process: mitochondrial electron transport, ubiquinol to cytochrome c.
AUGUCCGGUCCUUCUCUAGCCCCCUACAUCCUCAAGCGGCCAUGGCUCAAGCGGUGGAUGAUGCCCUUUGCCAACUGGUACGCCAACACAGCUGGCUACAGAUCAUUGGGCCUACGCCAUGACGACUUGAUCCCCGAAGAAAACGACAUUGUUCAGCUGGCGCUAAAGAGGCUGCCACCCAAAGAAGCAUACGACCGAGUCUUCCGCCUCAGAAGAGCUUUCCAAUGCUCGCUUUCACACCACCUACUUCCACCUGCAGAACAUACGAAGCCCGAAGAUGAUAUCCCCUACCUAAGUCCCAUCAUCGAGGAGAUUGAGAGAGAAGAGAAGGAGCGUGCCGACUUGGAGAGUAUGAUUGUCGAGCCGAGAAAGAAGUCAUGA